GUACUUCUCUAACCCUUGUGUUGUCCUCAGAUCAAAGAGAAGCUGCUGCAGCUGACGGACAAGAGGAAGGAGAUGAUCGAUAAGUGGGAGGACCGCUGGGAGUGGCUGAGACUGGUGCUCGAGGUGCACCAGUUCUCCCGGGACGCGGGCGUGGCCGAGGCCUGGUUGCUGGGCCAGGAGCCCUACCUGUCCUCCAGGGAGGUGGGCUACAGCGUGGACGAGGUGGAGAAGCUCAUCAAGCGCCACGAAGCCUUCGAGAAGUCUGCUGCCACCUGGGAGGAGAGGUUCUCCGCCCUGGAGAGGCUCACCACG
Notothenia coriiceps (black rockcod) is the source of this 312-nucleotide messenger RNA. Its product is annotated as spectrin beta chain, non-erythrocytic 1-like. The annotation marks the transcript as partial. The transcript is spliced from 2 exons. Gene Ontology annotation, molecular function: protein binding. The record is from RefSeq and is a predicted model, not a curated record. NCBI's taxonomy places the organism in Eukaryota, Metazoa, Chordata, Actinopteri, Perciformes, Nototheniidae.